AUGAGCCUAGGAGCCGAGGUAAUCGAGCUCUCCAGCGACGAAGACGAGGAGCCCGUGCCCAGCACCACCGCCCUCGCCCUCCACGCCCCCUCCUCCCCUCCCGACGUCAAGCCGCACCUGCUCGCCGACGUCGAUGUGAAGCCACUGCUGCUCCCGCCGCCGCUCCACCCCCCGGGCUACGGCGCGCUCGUGCCCGUGAAGACCGAGGAGCCCGUGCCCGUGCCCGUGCCCGUGGCCACCCUCACGCCGCCGCCCAGAGCGCUCCCGCCGCCGCGCCUCUGCCGCCAGUUCUGGAAGUCCGGCGACUACGUCGUCGCGCGCCGCAACCCCGACGCGGACGUCCCCGGUGGGCGGAACCGGUUGCGGAUAAACCCCAAGUUCCUGCACUCGAACGCGACCUCCCAUAAGUGGGCCUUUGGUGCCAUUGCCGAGCUCCUUGACAAUGCAAUCGAUGAGGUGAACAAUGGGGCAACAUUUGUCCGUGUUAAUAAAUUUAAAAACCCACGGGAUGGGAACCCCUCAUUGUUGGUUCAAGAUGAUGGAGGGGGGAUGGACCCUGAGGCACUGAGACGUUGCAUGAGCUUUGGAUUUUCGGAUAAACAGUCUGAUGCUUUCAUUGGGCAAUAUGGCAAUGGUUUCAAGACUAGUACGAUGCGGCUUGGAGCAGAUGUGAUUGUUUUUACACAAAACCAAAAUAACUGGGUGCCAACUAGAAGUAUCGGCCUUCUUUCUUACACAUUUUUGAUGGAAACAGGUUGCGAUGAUGUGCUGGUGCCAACGGUAGACUAUCAGUACGAUCCAACAACAACUUCAUAUGUUCAGAUGUUGCGUCAUGAUCAGAAGCUCUUCUCUUCUAAUUUGGCAAUCCUUCUCAAAUGGUCCCCUUUUGCUAGUGAAGCUGAGUUGCUUAAACAAUUUGAUGAUAUGGGAGAUCAUGGAACAAAGAUAAUUGUAUUCAACCUUUGGUUCAAUGAUGAUGGGGAUAUGGAGCUUGAUUUCAACUCUGACAAAAAGGAUAUCCUCAUUACUGGGGCCCACAAGAAGGUGAAAACAAAUAAUCCGGAGAAGAUUGCUGCACAGAACUACGUCUCAACUCGGCUUCGCUAUUCUCUUAGAGCAUAUGCAUCUAUCUUGUAUCUUCAUGUACCUGACACUUUCAGAAUUAUCCUGCGCGGACGUGAUGUGGAACCACAUAAUAUAGUUAACGAUUUGAUGUAUCGUGAGUGUGUGUUGUAUAAACCACAAAUUGCUGGACUUACAGAGUCAUCUGUAAUCACAACCAUUGGGUUUGUUAAAGGUGCACCAGACAUAGAUGUACAAGGGUUUAAUGUAUAUCACAAAAAUCGUUUAAUAUCGCCCUUCUGGAAAGUUGCAAACAACUCAUACGGGAAAGGGCGAGGAGUUGUUGGCAUUCUGGAGGCCAACUUUAUCAAACCUACCCAUGACAAGCAGGAUUUUGAGAAGUCAGUCCUGUAUCAAAGGCUUGAGAUUCGGUUGAAAGAAAUGACUUAUGAAUACUGGGACCUUCAUUGCCAUCGUGUUGGUUAUGACAACAAAAAAUUACCUAAAGCAACCCGUGCUAUUAAUCGUGCCAAUCAUAUGGGUGGCAGUUCCCCAAUAAGUGCUCCACCUCGGUUGCUUGCAGCUGAUAUUCCAACAAGCAGCUGUGGUAUACCUAGAUUAUCAGCCUCUGCAGCAAGAGAAAAGAUCAAUAGUCUUGAUUCUCUUUCCAAGAGCCCGAUGGGAUUGAAGAGGAAGUUUAAUUCCUUCAGUGCUAUGGCGGGCAGUGCUGAUCAGGAUGGGCUAGAUCAUAUGGAUAAAGUAGAUGUUUCUCAACGGAAACGGUUUAAUGAAUACAAAACUUUGACCCUGGAGAAUGACAAGUUGCGUAAUGAAUGCUUACAAUAUGAGGAAUCAGAGAAACAACUUGUCCUGAAGAGGUGGAUUUUGAUCAGGCACUUCGGCACUUUGCAGCGAAUAGAGUUAGAAUUAGACUACAUUGUGCAGCAUGUGUAUCAGCUAUUUGGUUGCUGCAUUAAUUUCCUUUUCAAACUCCUUAUUCUUUGA
Messenger RNA from Miscanthus lutarioriparius, 2067 nucleotides. The record is from the annotation of a GenBank genome assembly. NCBI's taxonomy places the organism in Eukaryota, Viridiplantae, Streptophyta, Magnoliopsida, Poales, Poaceae.